AUGGUAGGAGGUGGGCCGCAAGUUCUUGAACAGCCGCCGCAGUCUUUGCCUCAACCCCUAUCUGCUGCAGAAGAGGAGGCUGUUAAGAGGAAUACAGACUGUGUUUACUUUCUUGCUUCGCCUUUGACUUGUAAAAAGGGAAGUGAAUGUGAAUAUCGCCAUAGUGAAUAUGCCCGGGUCAAUCCUAGGGAUUGCUGGUUCUGGUUGAAUGGUAACUGCUUGAAUCCAAAAUGUUCAUUCCGACAUCCACCUCUUGAUGGCUUGGUAGGAACUCCUCAUUCAACAACUCCGAGUUCCCAGAUUCCUUCUCAAACUUCAGCAAUUCCCUCCGCUCCUGUCAACUCGAGUAAACAAGCAGUCCCCUGCAUUUUUUUCCAGAAGGGUCUAUGUCUUAAAGGAGAUCGGUGUGCAUUCUUGCAUGGGCCUUCGCCCGUUCCAGCAAACAAAAUCCCUCAGAUGGCAGCAAAUGCCCAAGCUGGUGAGCCACCGAGUGUUAAGAAAGUUUCUGGUGGUACCCAAAGGAGCAGUCAAGAGCAGAAGAUUCCUCAAGCAAAUUUUUUGAAGUUAAUCGGUGGUUCAUCUGUUAAGCCUGCAAUGAAAGAUGUAACUGUGCUGUCAAAGAUUGGAAACAUCAAUGAGAAGAGUGGACCACCUGCUGAAGUGGCUGAUGGUGGUUCAAGGUACAAGGCUACAAAUUCUCUUCCAACUUUAAAUGAGUGUUCACUAAGUAGGGCCAAUCGACUGCAACAGAGUCAUGUAAUUGAUGAUCAUGGGUUACAGAAUGGUAAGGAUGCUGAUGAGUUUUUGAAGGAGUCGUCUCCUGGUUUUGAUGUUCUCGUUGACGAUGAACUGAGAGGCUCCGGUUAUUAUGGCAGUGAAGAACAGUAUGGGAGAACAAGAGGUCAUGAGGGAGGAAAUAUGAUUUCUAUGAAUGAUUAUGACAUCAGUCAUUCUGCUGAUUAUAAGAUAAUGGGUGAUGUUGAUCGUGAUGUUUAUAAUGACGUAACAGACUAUGACUAUGAAAGUAGGCAAGGGGGGCAGUAUGGUUGGGACCAACGUAGGACCUCGUCUGAUAAGCUGUCUUUGGGUUCUGCUCAGAUGGAAAGGAGGCUCUUCCGGAAAUCUAACAGUCCAGAACAUGUUCAGAAUGUGGAUUUACGUCACCGUUUAAACAAGCAGAGAAGGGGAAAUGGUUUGAGAUCUGUGAUCAAUAAUGAAAAUGCUGCUAGUCGCCCUGAAGAACGAAACUACCGCUUGGCUAGGAGAGAUUCUCACCCCUCUCAAGAAAGCACUGUGAGUAAUCGUCUCCGAGGUAGAAUAAAGCUCCCAAGAAUACCAUCUCCAGUUAGAAAUAGUAAUCUCCGCCCAGAAAGAGAUUUGAACCGGGGAAGGCCCUGGGGAAGAUCGUCACCGGGAAGGUCACAGUCCUUGUCUCAUCAGGGAAGCAAUAGAGAUGAAAUGAAAGGCAGACUAGAAGAAGAUUAUAACAAUGACCGUAGAACUUACAAUGGCCUUAAUUCUAGGAGGGAUAGAAUGGAUGGAACAUCUGACUUUGCUGCUCCAAAGAGUCUGGCUGAGCUAAAAGGCGACAAACACGUGGUUAGCAAGGAGCAACAAACCCUUGGUAAAAGAAAAGGCUUUGAUAACGAACAAUCUGGAGGCGAACUGUCGUUUGAAGGACCGAAGUCUCUCAGUGAGAUUCUUAAAAAGAAGAGACAAGUUAAAGCCGUUGUUGAUCUUCCUAUGAAUAAUGUUGAAAGAGAAAGCAGUGAAAGAUCAAUGGAACGCUCCACUACUCCCCCCUUGAAGCAAAGUGGUUUAUCAUCAACGGGUAAGCAGGAAGCAAAUAGUCUCGAUGGAAUCAAGUUUGCUCCAGCUGAAAGUUUUGUGCAAGAAGAGGAAAAUAUCGAUGUAUCUCAUCACCAUUCUUCUCAGCCCACACAUUCGACCGAGGACCACAGGAUUGAAGCUUAUGAUGAAGCAUUGGUGGAAGAGGACCAAGAGUAUGAAGGCGAUGAUCAAAGAGAUGAUGGUGAAUACGAGUAUGAACAAGUCGAUGAUGGGGAAUACAAUUAUGAAGAAGGCGAAAACAUAGAUCCUGAAGAAGAGUACAUGGAUGACGAAGAUGGUGAUGACUUCGCCAAGAAGAUCGGCGUUAUGUCAUGAUCACGGUCGCAAUCACAAGUUGUGAAAGAAAGCGCAGAUCACACAUGCUCUUGCUGUGAACAUUUUGUUUCUGAGGACUUGCGUAUGGUCAGUUCAAGAUUGAGCAUGUAUGUGAGCUGCCAUGGAUAAAAUCUUCUGGACCAACAGCAAAGUGGAAUUAAUUCCUCUUGUAUUAAUUAGAACCCUCCUUUAUUUUUAAUCAUUAAUUAUUUUUCCUGUUUUAAUUAUAUUUUAAUCCUGAUUUGAGUGGGAGAUCUUGGUUAUGCAUGAGGCAUUUAGUUGUGCUCUCCAGUUGAAACAAAGUAUAAGUAUGUUGCUGAGAGUGAAUGGUGUAACAGUAGAAAGUUAAAUAAGAUAAUUGAUAUUCUUAUCCCA
Benincasa hispida (wax gourd) is the source of this 2541-nucleotide messenger RNA. RefSeq names its product CCCH-type zinc finger family protein. NCBI's taxonomy places the organism in Eukaryota, Viridiplantae, Streptophyta, Magnoliopsida, Cucurbitales, Cucurbitaceae. The record is from RefSeq and is a predicted model, not a curated record. Gene Ontology annotation, molecular function: metal ion binding; mRNA binding.